Panthera uncia (snow leopard) is the source of this 18397-nucleotide messenger RNA. RefSeq names its product apoptosis resistant E3 ubiquitin protein ligase 1 (gene AREL1). Gene Ontology annotation, molecular function: ubiquitin-protein transferase activity. The record is from RefSeq and is a predicted model, not a curated record. Lineage: Eukaryota; Metazoa; Chordata; Mammalia; Carnivora; Felidae. Gene Ontology annotation, biological process: negative regulation of apoptotic process; proteasome-mediated ubiquitin-dependent protein catabolic process; protein polyubiquitination. Bases 13088 to 15559 code for a protein of 823 amino acids. The transcript has 20 exons.
UUCUCUCCUCCACCACUCUAGCCCGGCGCAGUGCCCGAGGACCUGCCGGCACUAGAGUUCCAGAGAGGCAGGACUGGGGUAGGGGGGACGGAAUUCUGGGUUUCCCAGUAGUUUGGAAGACAUUCUCCUCAUCCCUCAGCGCUGGGGUGUCAGGUCUCUACGUUGCAACUGGGAGGCUGUAGUACCUACCUUGUUCUCCUAGAUGACAUGGUGCUUCGUGCAGUUAGGUGGACGAUUCUCCAGAUUCUCUCGAGUAGAUACCGUGUAUUCGUUUCGGUGCAGAGGGGGAUGAAUCAUCGUUUGAGGGCCUUUUUUAGACUCUCUCCAGAAAAUUGGAGCAUAAGCUUGCAUAUGUUACUAGUUACCAAGCCAGGAAAAUGGUUGGUGAAUAAUUGCCAUUUAUUGGGAGGAUUUGGUGCGUCACCCUUACUGGAAAAGGGAGAGGUUUUGAGAAUAAGGGAAAGAGAACUUCGAUUUUUUUUGAGUAGCUGCUGUGCACUUUGGUGAUUUUUAACCUUUUGGAGAUCACGUACCCCCUUGAAGCUUUGUGGAAGGCCAGGGACAAUUCUUCUAAAACAAUGGGCACACAUACAUUUGUCAUACAAUCGGUGAGACUCAGAGAUUCCGAAGCCCAUCUGUGGACAUUCUAGGGUCUGUGAACUUAAGGUUAAGAACCCCUAUCUUGUAUACCGUAAGUGGCUCUUUAAUUAUGUUACCUUCUUUGACCUUCACGAUAACUUGAGUACCCUCCUUUUACAUGUGGGGAAGCCGAGGCUCAAACUGUAUUCAGAGGUUUGUUCGAGUUUGAUUUAAUUCCAAAGCCUGUGCUUUUCUUAUUGCACAAAGCUGUCCUUGCAUUUGAAAUCCAAAAAGGUUAUUAGGUUAAAAAAAAAAAAAAAAGCUGGCCUUUGCAUAGCUCUUAGUAUGAAACAUAGUGUAUUGGUUAACAUGAACUUUGGAGUCUGACUAAUGGAGCUGGCUCUAAAUCCUCGCUCUGCUUCUUACUAGCUGUAUGACAUUAUCUGUACCUCAGUUUCUUCAUCUAUAAAGUGGAGAUAAUCUCAGUCGAACCUGUCUUAUAGGGAUGUUAUCAGAGCUAAAUGAAUAAAAAUGUGAAGUCCCUAGAAUACCCACCACAAAUAAACCCUGUUAUUUUCAUUGUGCGUCUUCCAACAUGUGGUGGUAUUUGAAUUUUAUGCCAAUUGUAUUUUAAUACAAUUUGGAUAACAAUGGGUACACAUACCCAUUGUUUUGGACCUGAAAUGUGUUGAUAUCCACAAGAACCUUAUAAAGUUUUCAGUUCUUGGAAAGUUCAACCGCAGGGUGAUUUCUCGUGAUUUGUGUAUAGGCACAGUUUUCUUCCUUCUUCUCCUUUUUCUUUUGGGCUUGCAGGCAUUUAAUAGCUUUGUAGUUCACAUACCUGACUUUGUAGGCUCCAAAUUUUUUAUGUUGAAACAGUUUUAUCAUUGAACCAUCUACAGAUACUGUAUGUGCCUCCUGCUUUACCCCAUUUGUGAUCACUAAAAGUCCCUAAUCUCUUUGAGACAGCUUGUCUGCAAGCUGUCAUUCGUGGGUAGAACUGAGAGCUACCACUUUUUCAAUGCAUUAGAACCUCUUGGUGCUUAGGCAAUAACCUUUUUAAGCAAACACGAUCAGUUUAUUUUAAACAUUUGGAUACUGAUCAGUAUUAUAGAUAGGUUCAGAGGGAAAAUUGCAAAUAAUUAAAUAGUAAUUUGCAGAACUGACAGAACACUCUCCUGGUAAUGUGUACGAUGAAUAUUGGAAUCCAUGAACAAUAACAAUUUUUUUAAAAAGCAGUUUGUAAUACCUGUUCUGAGAAUUUUCUGGUCUCCUUGUUUGUUAAUACUUGAGAGGGAGCUGUGUUAGUGAAGGAACACCACAGGGGAUGAGAGCAUACUUAGAAAAAUGUUUUUGUUGAAUUGUAAUUUUAUCGCAUUGUGGGAUUCUUACAGCCUAAGGUUAAAGUACUGAGAUGCUCUAUAGCAUGUUUUGAUGGUGAUGGGAGUGGGGAGAUGGUGUUGCUUUGUGUUGGGUGGGAGCAGAAAGUAAUUGCUUUUGAUUACAUACUUGUGAGAAAAAGAAAUGGUUUUAGUCCUUCUCAGCAGUCAAGAGGGUUGUUUUGUACUUUUCUGCAAUCUUGAAAGAAUUUUUUAAGGCAUUCAACCCACAGUUUUGAACACAUAAUUGGGCUUGGAAUUCAUUCCAUUCACUAAUUGGUCUAACUUACUAAUUUAAUAACAAAUUUCUUUAUAAAAUUAUGGAUAAUGAAAGAUUCCUUUAAAACGCUUGUAUUUCAAUGUUAGAAAGUUAAAGGUAGAUUCACUUUUGUGGCCAUCAAGGGAAAAAAAUAACGCACAGAUAUUUUCUUCAUUUUCAAGUUACAGUUUUUACGUCUCAUGUGAUACUGAGUUCUUUCCCCCAGCAUUACUUGUUAUUAAUUGUUUUUCUGUUUACUUGGCCGCCUCCUAAAAAUAUCGCAUGUUGUACAGCAUCUUCUGCCCCUAAGAUACCGAUACUGAAUUGGGAUUGCAAAGAUACCUCAGAGGUCCGCUGUAUGUUCAUUCAUUCAGAAGGCACUUAACAAGGGCCUGUUCUGCCCUAGGCAGUGUGCUGGGUACUCUUCAAGAGCUCAGGCCUGUGUUGGAGACAGGCUUGUGAACAGAUCAAUUAUGGUAGGUGGUUCAACAGAGGUAUGUAAAUUGAACUAUUUUAUAAGAGUUAUUCUGCCUGUUCAUUUUUAUGGAAGUGGUCCAGGUUGGAGUGCCGUUGUGUAAUAUAUAUUACACAUACCGUUUUAAUAUUACAACGUACCCUAUAACAAAUCAGACUUUUCAGUCUGGGUUCAUCAGAAUGGGUUCUAGUGUAUCAUUUUACUUUUUAAAUGACUUUAGUCAUUAAAUAGCUUAGGUUUGAAUUUCAGUUCUCUUUCUUUGGUUUCUUUUUUGAAGCGUUCAUGAAUGUUUACCCUUUACUAAUUUUCUUUUAUACAGUGGUUUUCAAACUUGUGAGGUGGUUAAGCCUGAUUGUAGUUCGCGUGUAUGUAAAUGUGCGCAUGCGUCAGUGUGUGCGCACUUGCGCAUGCCUGAAGCCUUGAUACGGUGUUGAAUCACCAUGAUGUUUUCCUGGUGGAACUCUUGAAGCCUGUUCUACAAAUGUGGUUUAAUAGAGUGUUCAUUUAGUUGUAAGAAACCAAACAGUCACGGUAAACACUAGCCUGAAUUGAACAAUGCCAUACGAUUUUAAUAUGAAUUUUUGCCUUGAAUAGUUGAAUAAUUUGCACCAUGCUUUUUUUGGAACUUCUAGAUGCAGCAUCAUUUCAGUGCAGUUUGCCUGUUGGUGUUGAGAUGCUGGUAGUCAGUAUCUGUUCAUUGUAUUUUCUUUUCGUUAUUUUUGGCCAGAGUUCAGGUAAAGGUAAUCUAAUAAUAUACAACAUAACAUUUUCUGCAGGUUCCCCUUGCUCUUAUCCAGAGAUCUAGCCCAGGUUAUUUUAACCCCUCUUUUGUCCACUUAGAGAGGUUCUACUCCAAGGCCACCCCCACCCCCCACCAUUGUAUGUAUGAGCUAGUUUUUCAAGGCUUGCUGAGGAAGGAAACCCAGCUGGGCUGCAUAAAUGGUUUAUGGAAAAGAUUGAAAAGGAUUUGAAAACAAGUGUUUUAACCAAGCAUUACCUGGAUUGGGGUAGGGAUUAAAGUGGCAUGAUCAGAAUCCUAGGAAGAAUAAGAAUAUAAAGUGGGAACAAGAUGUAAUUUUUUAAAAACCACAUUUUAUUUUGGAAUAAUCUUAGAUUUACAGAGAAGUUGCAAGGAUAGAACAGAGUUCCUAUAUACCUUUCAUGUAGCUUUACCCCUAAUGUUAACAUCUUACAUAACCACAGUACAUUUGUCACAUCUAAGAAAUUAACAUUGGUACAUGUUAACUGAACUACAGCCUUUUUUUUCUUCUUUUUUUUUUUGAUUUUACAAGUUUUUCCUCUAGUAGCCUUUUUUCUGUUCUAAGAUCCAGUCCAGGAUACUAUAUUGUGUUUAGACCAUGUGCUGUGCAAUUUGGAUAAAUAGGCUGGGGUUUCCAGUGGCUUUUUCUCUGCCACGCAUGUGGAUCAGUAAUCCCCUCUGACCAGUGCUGAAGAGAGAAAGUCAUUGACCAUGAGAAUAAACAAUACUGUAUAGGUAGUGUUUUAGUAUCCCCUUAAUUCCCAAAGCACUGUUAACUCGGUCGAAGAGUUGGCUUUGCUCCCAGGAGGGUGGUAUGAAGUUUUCUGAGAAGCUAAGAGCUAAUCCUGAUUGAGGGGCCCUUCUUGGGCUCCACUAACAGCAUGUGCUCCCUUCAUAGACUUUACUACAUGGAAUUAUCACCACUUGUUUACUUGACUAUCUUCUUUACUAAACCAUAUGUUUCUAAGGGGUCAGGGACCAUCUUACUCAUUUUGGAAUCCUCAGGGUCCAACAUAAGCUUGGUAUAUGAUAGAUUCUUUUUCUUUUAUUAUUUUUGUUUAGUUUUGAGAGACAGAGACAGAGUGUGAGCGGGGGAGGGGCAGAGAGAGAAGGAGACACAGAAUCCGAAGCAGGCUCCAGGCUCUGAGCAAGCUGUCAGCACGGAACCCGAUGCAGGACUUGAACCCGUGAACUGUGAGUCAUGACCUGAGCUGAAGUCGGAUGCUUAACCGACUGAGCCACCCAGGUGCCCCUAUGAUAGAUUCUUAACACACAUUUGAAGAAAUUAAUAAAUCCUUGUUUGGUAGCAUUGACUAUUAGAUCAACAGAAGUUUUGUUUUAAUACUAUGUAAGUGUUGAGUUUCUCCUUCGAUUUGAGCCGUCUUAGUUUGCCAAUUCUGUGGCUAGUUGAGUUUUUCUUCCUGGAAUCUUAAAGAACUAUAAAAUACUCAUUUAAGAUUGCUCUUUUUUUUUUUGAUUAUGUAAAUAAGUUAUUUUCUUUAAAAAUAACAGAAUAGACGGUAGUAGAGGUAGAAAUUUUGUUAGCUUUUAAGUGCAUGUGUGACAAUUCCAGUUUCAUCCCACUAGGCUGUAGAUCUGGCUGUGUGCCUGCCACUUCAUGCACAGUUAAUGAAAUGACACCUUCCUAGACUUAUCGAGGGAGACGGCUUGUCAGAUUCAGAGAAUUAGUUUAAAAUUUUUCCUAUUAUAGCCAAGAUUCAGUGGCCCAGGGUCACCUAAGCAUAAAAGCUGCCAUGGUAUGGGAACACAGGGGCCUGUCCUGAUUCUGUGGAUCAGGCACAGUAGAUUCUGUUUGGUAAAUAGAAAAAAAAAAUCACGAUUGGAGAGAGUUGUAAAUUGAAGCUGCUGUUUUCUUGAUAUAGAUGAAAGACUGUGAUGGGGCAUAGAUGAGCCAGUUUUUCUAUUUUGUUUUUUUCUCCAGACAUCCCAGGAAGUUACAAAAUGAGCAAUGAUAAAUUGGCCCUUGUUUCCCUGUUUUACUCACAUUAGCUUUGAAUCCCUUUUUCCCUCCUUUCUCUGAACUAUGCUGAGAAUGGCAAAGUCUGUUCCAGGGGGCAGUUGAAUCUAAACUGUGCUUUCGUAUGUACUCUUUAUUUCAAGUCUGAAGAACUCUGGUUUGUUUUCAAGAGAAUAGUUCAAUAGAGAAUAUCAAUAUUAAGAGAUGUAGAAUUACUUUUAUGUCUGCCAGCUUAGGCUUUAUAAGCCUAACUUUUCUUUUAACCAGUGAAUGAUAACUUUUUUCAGCCUCCUCUCAGGUGAUAGUGAGCUUAUAAAAGCUUCUCUUUAAAACCAGAAGGGCAAGUAGUUCAUUGUCCUUGGCUUAACCUGCAGGUGCAUGGUCUGGGUUUUGGAAUUUUGUUGUUGUUGUUUUAAGACCCAGCAUCAGGGGUCCAGAAGGUUUAUGUCAGUUUGAGGAGAGCUGAGGGACUAAAACAUUGGCUACAUUUAGAAAUGCCAUUUAUUAGGUUAAAGAGUAGGGGGAAUCUGUUAAAAGAUUAAAAAUCUUCCCAAAUUCUGCAAUAGGCUGUAACUUAAAUCCUGCUUGGUAAUAUGGGAAGUUGAAUUUGGAAGAAAGCAAUAAUAAAACUGAGUAAUUAAUGAAAUAAAGGGAAUGCAGGAGCUUAAAAAACUCUUGUUAAAAAUUUUUAUUACAAUAUAGUUGACAUACAAUAUUCUCUUAGUUUUAGAUGUACAACAUAGUGAUUGGACAGUUAUAUACAUUAUUUUUUAAAGUUUACUUAUUUUGAGAAAGUGAGCACAUGUGCACACUCAUGCAGGGGAGGGGCAGAGAGAGGGGGAGAGAGACUCCCAAGCAGGCUCCGUGUUGUCUGUGAGGACCCCAGCGAGGGGCCGGGUCUCCAACUGCGAGACUAGGACCUGAGCCGAAAUCAAGAGUUGGACACGUAACUGACUAAGCCACCCAGGUGCCCCAGACAAUUAUAUGCAUAAUGAAAUGCCUACUGCGAUUAAGUAUAGUUACUAUUUGUCACCGUACAAAGUUAUUACAGUAUUAUCGAUGAUAUUCCCUGUGCUGUAUUUUUCAUCCCUGUGACUUAUUUAUUUUGUAAUAAAUACAAAAGAAGUCUGUACCUCUUACUCUCCUUCACCUAUGUCACCCAUCACCUCACACCCCUCUCCUCUGGCAGCCAUCAGUUUGUUCUCUGUACUUACGAGUCUGUUUUUGUUUGUUUAUUUUGUUUUGCAGAUUGUACAUAUAAGUGAAACCAUGCAGUAUUUGUCUUUUUGUGUGUGGCUUAUUUCACUUAGCGUGAUACCCUCUAGGUCCAUCCAUGUUGCUGUGAAUGGCAAGGUUUCAUUCUUUUUCAUGGCCGAGUAAUAUUUCAUUUUAAAUAUACGUGUAUGUUAUAUGUAUAUACAUUAUAUGUAUAUAUUAUAUAUGUCCCAUCACAUUUUCUUUAUUCACUCACCUGUUGAUGGACACUUAGGUUGUUUCUGUAUCUUGGCUAUUGUAAAUAAUGCUGCGGUAAACAUAGGAGUGCAUGCAUCUUUUCAAAUUAGUUUUCCUUUUCUUCAGGUAAAUACCCACAAGUGAAAUUUCUGGGUCAUGCGGUGGUUCGAUUUUUGAUUUUUUGAAGAACCUCCAGACUGUUUUCCACAGUGGCUGCACCAGCUUACAUUCCCACCAACGGUGUACAGGAUUCCCUUUUGUCCACAUGCUCACCAACACUUUUUAUUUCUUGUCUUUUUGAUGCUAGCCAUUCUGACUAGUGUGAGGUGAUAUCUCAUUAUGGUUUUGAUUUCCAUUUCCCUGAUUAGUGAUAUUGAGCAUCUCUUCAUGUGUACUCCUGUUAAAUAUUUUAAAAAGAGAUUUUCUUUUGUGAAACUUCUAGAGAAAAUUUCUAGAAAAAAAUCUUUGCCCUGGUGUUAGGCGAAGAUUUUUUAAUAGGAUACAAAAAACAACCUAAAAGAAGAAUGUAGAUAAGAUGGAUUUCAUCAAAUUCAAAACUUAUUCUUUAAUACCAUUAAGAAAAUGUUAAAAACAAACCACAGAAAAUAUUUGUCAAACAUGUGUCUAGUAUAUAAAGAACUCUGAAAACAACUAAGUAAUAGGACAAACAGUUUGAUUUUUAGAAAUACAAAAGAUUUGGAUACCAAAGAAGUGUCACAAAUAGCCAUUAAGCACACGAAAGCGUAUUCAAUGCUGUUAGUCCUUAGGGAAUUGCAAAUCAAAACCACAGUGAGAGGGACGCCUGGGUGACUCAGUUGGUUAAGCGUCCCAACUCUUGAUUUCGACUCAGGUCAUGAUCCCAGGGUCGUGAGAUUUAGCCCCAGGAUGGGCUCCAAGCUGAGCAUGGACACUGCUUAAGAUUCUCUCUCCCUCCCUCUACCCUCCUCCCUUGCUGUCAUUCUCUCUCUCUCUCUCUCUCUCUCUCUCUCUCUCUCAAAACAAAAACAAAAACAAAAACCCACAGUGAGAGACCACUUCACACCUAUUAGAAUGGGUAAGAUUUAGUAGCAUGUUCUUUAACCUCCAUGUGUUUAGAUUUUUUUCUUGUGGUUGAUUUCUGGUUUCAUAGUGUUGUGGUCAGGAAAGACGCAUGGUUAUGACUUCGAUCUUUUUGAAUUUGUUGAGACUUGUUUUGUGGCCUAAUAUGGAUCUGUUCUGAAGAAUGUCCCGUGUGCACUUGAAAAGACUGUAUUCUGCUGUUUUAGGAUAGAGCGUUCUGAAUAUAUCUGUUAAGUCCAUCUGAUCCAAUGUGUCAAAGCCACUGUUUCCUUAUUGAUUUUCUGUUUGGAUGAUCUGUUCAUUGAUGUAAGUGGGAUUUUAAUGUCCCCUACUGUUAGACUACCAUUGAUUACUUCCUUUAUGUUUGUUAUUAACUACUUGAAGUAUUUGGAUGCUUCCAUGUUGGGUGAAUAAGUAUUUAAAGUUACUAUGUCUUCUUAUUGGAUUGUUCUAGAAUGAUAAAAUUUAAAAGAUCAACAAUGCCAAGUGUUGGCAGAUGUGAGCAACUGGAGCUCUCAUACGUUGCUGGUGAAAAUGCAAGAUGGUGCAGGUGCUUUGGAAAACAGUUUGGCAGUUUCUUUUUUUUUUUCUUUUUAAAUGUCUAUUUUAUUUAUUUUUGAGAGAGAGAGAGAGCGCGUGAGCAGGGGAAGGGACAGAGAGAGAGGGGGACAGAGGAUCUGAGGCAGACUCCAUGCUGACUGCAGAUAGCCCGAUGUGGGGCUCAAACCCACGAACCAUGAGAUCAUGAUCUGAGCAGAAGUCGGAUGCUUAACCGAUUAAGCCACCCAAGCACCCCGACAGGUUGGCAGUUUCUUUUAAGUUAAAUAUGUACUUAUCAUAUGGCCCAGCCAUCUCACUCUUAGCUGUUUACCCAAGGGAAGCAAAACAUGUGUCCACACAAGACUUAGGCUUGAAGGUUCGUAGCAGCUUUACCCUGAACAGCCCCAAACUGGAUAGAAUCAAAUGUCCUUCAACUGGUGAAUGGAUAAAGAAAUUGUAAUAUGCCCAUAUAAUGGGCUGCUACACAACAAUAAAGAGGAAUGAACUACUGGUACAUGUAAUGACAUGUAUGGGUCUAAAUAAUGUGGUAAGUAAAGAAAUGCCACAACACAAAGGUCUACAUUUUGUAUAGAACGCUAUUUGGCAUUCUGUAAAAGGCAAAACUAUGGUGAUAGAAAGCACAUCAGUGGUUGCACAAGGGGAUCCUGAGGAGACUUUGGGAUGAUGAAAUGUUCUGUAUCACCAUUGUGUUUUAUAUCCAUAACCUUAUACAGUUGGCAAAGCUCUAAUUGUUUAAGUUGGCGGCUUUUACUAUAUAUAAGCCAUACCUCAAUAAAGCUGAUUUUGAUAUGAUUUUUUUGCCAUUGAUUUAUGUGGGAUUAGAGACUGGAUUCAGAUUAGUUCAGAUCUGAAUUUGUUAUAGGCACUAAGAUAAUUUUGAAAUAAUCAGUAUCCCUGAAUUGACUUGCAAAGAGCUUACUAGUUACCAGUGUUGGGUCAAGUUUAGGCUAAGAUUUUUAUUAUUAAUGAGAAUAGAUGGAAAUCAGAUACACAUUUUAUUUGAAGUUGCUUGAUCAGAGAAUGAGAGUUCCAAAUAAUCAAGGAAGAAAACCUGGGUGCUGAUUUUUGAAUUCCCCCUCUGGCCUAAAUCAUUACUGGUUCUAAUACUGUGACCACUGGUUUCUAGAAAUACUUCCUUUUGGCUCUAGUAAACGACUUUCACAGUUUUUUCCUUUUCUCUGAUUGUUCCUUUUCAGUUUUUGCUAGCUCCUUUUUUGGGGGAGAAGGCAGUACUUUUAAGGUUGAUGUCCUCAGAGUUGUGUAAUUGGUCUUUUUCUUGGUCUACUUGUUUUCCAUGGCAGUCUUGUUUUUGUUUUUGUUUUUUUAAUCUCCUGUGUCUUUUAACUGCCCUCAGGGUACUGGUAUUUCCAUGGCUUCAGAUGCUUAUGUCCAUUUGUCUUGUGGAUAUAUUCACCCGGAUAUCUUAUAGACACUUCAAACUUAACAUGUUCAGUUCUGUGCUUAUCUUUCCCUCUGUACUGGCUCUGUGUCUUUCAUUCACCACCACCACCAUUCAUCCAGGCUCCCAAGAGUAAAAAAUCCUGAUUUGUCCUUUGUUUCUUGCUCUCCUUUAUCUUUUUGACCCAUAGGUCACUAAUCCUGUUGUUUCUAACUGGGAAACAGUGCCUACGCUAGCCUCUCCCCCUCUCCAUCAUGACCAGUUCCUCGCUGCUCCCUUGGACCAGCAUCUUCUGGUCUCUCAGCCAGUGGCCUGUCCUCCUCUUCAGAGUCUCUCUUAUUAUUACCGCCAGAGUUACUUCUUUUAAAAUGUGUAAGCCUCUUUCUCCCUUAACUUAAAAAACACCUCUUGGCUUCUUUGGUUGUGGUUGCUUAAAGUCUAAAACGAAAUCAUAUUUCUUUAAAUUUCCAGGUUAAGUAUUUCUUGAGCUCUCAUUCUUCCUAUCCCAAGAAUCUUUUCUCUUUUUUUUUUCCUUUCUUGGGGUUCUUGACACAUCAGGCUCUGGAAUCACAUUGCCUGACUCCUUCCUUUGUCAUCUAGGUAACAAUAGGCAAGUUAUUUUAGCUCUCUGUGCUUCUGUUUCCUAAUCUGUAACAUAUGGAUAACAAUGUAGGUACUUUAUAUGGUUGAUGUGAGUUACGUGAGAUAAUACAUGAAGCACCUCAAACAGUAGUAGUAAGUUCUCAGUAAAGGUAGAUUUGUGUUAUCAUUCUCUUUUAAAAAAAUUGUUUUAAUGUUUAUUUAUUUUUGAGAGAGAGAGACAGAGCAUGAGCAGAGAAGGGGCAGAGAGAGAGGGAGACACAGAAUCUGAAGCAGGUUCCAGGCUCUGAGCUGUCAGCACAGAGCCCAAUAUGGGGCUCAAACUCACGAACCUGAAAGAUCAUGACCUGAGCCAAAGUCGGACGCUUAAUCAACUGAGCCACCCAGGCACCCCGUUCUUUUUUUAAGUUUAUUUAUUUUUGAGAAAGCAUGAGCGGAGAAGGGGCAGAGGGAGAGGGGGGCAGACGAUCCAAAGCAGGCUCCAUGCUGACAGCAGAGAGCUCAAUGCAGGGCUUGAACCCACAAACCAUGAGAUCAAGACUUGGGCUGAAGUUGGAUGCUUCAUCAACUGAGCCACCCAAACGUCCCUGUGUUAUCAUCGUUCUUGAGAAAAAAAAAAAAAAAACAACAGUCCGUAUUUUGGAUCCUUGCUGUGGUUGCUUCCAAAUGGGAUUUCUCUGGAAAACCAAUUAGUCCCUCAGGUAUACACAGUGCCAUCUUCCUAAUUUACUGCAGGUUGGGCCGCCGUUGUGGCCUGGGUGCAAACUUCCGUCGUAGCUGGGCAACCGGGCAGCCUGCUUGGCAGUUAAAGCCACAUCCCCUGAGGCACCCGUCUAGUGCCAAGUCACCCGGGGCUAGUUUCCAGCCCUUCCUUUUCUUAGUGGAUCUCCACUUUAUUCCUGAGGCAACUGAAGAGAAGUAGUUUGUCCGGGAUUACUCAGUAGUAAGAUUCAUGCUCUUGAGCAUUAUACUGUACUGUACUGAGAAUCAGUCACCCUAGUUUGGCCCCAUUUGGUCUUUCUAAACACUUUGUUUUCAUAAUGCUCACCUCUUUCAUCCCCUUUCUUGACUCUGAACUUUUGCUUAUGCUGUUUUUUCCACCUAGAGUACUGGUCUUUUCUGCCCUGCCCUGCGAAUGCUUGCUCAGUCUUAAUAGCUCUCUUGUCUCUUCUGUGGAUGCUUCCUCACUCUCAGGCAAAGUUACCUUUCUCCUUCCUUUGCCCCCCCCCCCCACAUUGUUUAUUCCUUUUUUGUGGCGCUUGCCUCGUUGUAUUGUCCAGUACCCACUUUGGACUGAGUUCAUCCAGGUUAAGAAAAUACCCUGUCUCAUUUUUCCGUGUUACUUUAGCUUUUAGCACACAGCCUGGCAGACAGCAAAUGUUCAAGAAAUACGAAAUGAAUGAAGAAUGAACCUUACAGAAGAACACGAAGAUGUUGGUGAAUUACCAUCAGUGAAUUACAGUUAUGUUAGGCAAAGGGAAAAUGUAGAUAUCCAAGGAUGGGGAACAUAGCAGAAAAAAUAAUUUUAUUUAAAAUGUGAGUAUAUGAGAUGAGUGAUAGUGGGGUAAUAGACCAUGAGUUGAGUGGGGAUUGUAGUGCUUUUCAAACUUUUAAGCUCGAGUACCUCUGGUGGUAGAGGAUAGUGGGCAUGUAACCCCUUCGGGGCUGGGAGCAGAGCCCCAAGCAGCCUUUCUGCAUCAGGUAUCAAAUCUCCGAAUAUCUUGACCACACUCAUAUUUUAUCUUUAGACAUUCACGCAAAUUGUGCAUUCUAUUUUAUUACCUAUGAGUGUUUUAACGUGAACAGGGCUUUCCCUCCCCACCCACCUCAUCCUUUAGUGAAAAGUUGCUGCACCAACAUGUGCCAUUUAUCCCCGGCCUUCCAGCACAUUCACAUGCCCCAGUGCCCAAAUCUGAGAAGCAUGGAAUGGGGUCAUAGUCUAAUAUGGCGGUAUUCUAGCUUGCUGUGAUGUGGGGGAUUGUCUACUCAGGAGUGUUAUGUCAUAGAACCAGGAGGGUGAGCUCAUCCUGUUCUAACGAGGCUGUUCCUGGAAGGCUGCAGUCAGUUGGAGGCACCUCAUUACCAGAUCGCUGGGGACCAGCUGGAGAGAGUUCACAGAAGACCCACAAGAAUGAUUAAGAGACUGGAGGGGCUGACUGAUGAGGAAAGAAUAUAAAUGAAAACCGUAUAAGUUGGCUGAACCGAGAUAGCAGGAAUACACAACUGUGAUCCUGGGACAAGAGAACAGAUGCAUCCUUUGGCAGUUGAUUGCACCAUGCCCUAGAGAGAAGUCCGGGAUAACAGGUUUUGGGGCUGUAUUUCUCCACCCUGGAAUUCAUCCAGUUCAUCCAGAACUAUUGACCCUCUGCUCCUGUGACAUAUCCUCAGUGAGUGUCUGAUGGACAGACACUUUCCGUUGACCUUGCAGCAGUUUUCUUUCCUGUGGAAGUUGGAGGACAAGGUGAAUGGUGCCAGAAGUUACCUGCUUUGGUGAAUAGGAGUGCUCGACCUGGUGCUCAGAACAUGGGCCCUCGUUUAAAGCUGCAGCUGUGAUCCUCGGCUGUCUGGCGGCACUGAAGGGACCUGAUGUUUUACGUUAUUGGUGGAAUCACAGUGUCUGUGGUUGCGUUCUUCUUCACAAUUAAGUUCCUCUUUGAGCUUGCCGCACGUGUAGUCAGCUUCCUCCAGAAUGAGGACCGUGAGCGCAGAGGGGACCGGACUAUUUAUGACUACGUGCGGGGAAAUUACCUGGAUCCCCGGUCUUGCAAAGUCUCCUGGGAUUGGAAGGACCCCUAUGAGGUGGGCCACAGCAUGGCCUUCCGAGUGCAUUUAUUCUACAAGAACGGGCAGCCUUUUCCUGCACACCGGCCUGUGGGACUGAGAGUUCACAUCUCUCAUGUUGAGCUGGCCGUGGAAAUUCCAGUGACCCAGGAAGUGCUCCAGGAGCCCAGUUCCAAUGUGGUCAAGGUGGCCUUCACUGUGCGCAGGGCUGGGCGUUACGAAAUCUCAGUAAAGCUUGGUGGAUUAAACGUGGCCUACAGUCCCUACUACAAGAUUUUUCAGCCUGGAAUGGUGGUUCCUUCCAAGACCAAAAUAGUGUGCCAUUUUUCUACUCUUGUAUUGACCUGUGGACAGCCACACACCCUUCAAAUAGUGCCCCGAGAUGAGUACGACAACCCUACCAACAAUUCCGCGUCCUUGAGAGAUGAGCACAAUUACAGUUUGUCCAUUCAUGAGCUCGGUCCUCAAGAAGAAGAGAGCUCUGGUGUCUCGUUUGAGAAGUCUGUGACCUCCAACAGGCAGACCUGCCAGGUGUUCUUGCGACUCACCCUGCAUUCUCGUGGCUGCUUCCAUGCCUGCAUUUCAUACCAAAAUCAGCCAAUCAAUAAUGGUGAAUUUGACAUCAUUGUCCUAAGUGAGAAUGAGAAGAAUAUUGUCGAACGCAACGUGUCCACCUCGGGAGUGAGCAUUUACUUUGAGGCUUAUCUUUAUAAUGCCACCAACUGUACCAGCACACCUUGGCACCUUCCCCCCAUGCACACGAGCUCCUCCCAGCGCCGGCCUUCCACAGCCAUGGAGGAGGAAGAUGAAGACUCACCCUCUGAGUGCCAGACCCCUGAGAAGCUGAAGAAACCGAAGAAGGUGUACUGCUACGUGUCCCCAAAGCAAUUCUCAGUGAAGGAGUUCUACCUGAAAAUCAUUCCCUGGCGCCUUUAUACCUUCCGAGUAUGCCCAGGAACAAAAUUUUCAUACCUCGGCCCCGACCCCGUUCAUAAGCUCCUGACACUGGUGGUAGAUGAUGGCAUUCAGCCGCCCGUGGAGCUCAGCUGUAAGGAGAGGAACAUUCUAGCAGCCACUUUCAUCCGCUCUCUCCAUAAGAAUAUAGGAGGCUCCGAGACCUUUCAGGACAAGGUGAACUUUUUCCAGCGAGAGCUUCGGCAGGUGCAUAUGAAAAGACCACAUUCCAAAGUCACCCUGAAGGUCAGCAGACACACGUUGUUGGAAUCGUCUCUGAAAGCUACUCGGAAUUUCUCCAUCUCAGAUUGGAGCAAGAACUUUGAAGUGGUUUUCCAAGACGAAGAAGCUCUGGACUGGGGAGGGCCUCGCCGGGAAUGGUUCGAGCUAAUCUGCAAAGCAUUAUUUGAUACCACCAAUCAGCUCUUCACCCGAUUCAGUGACAACAACCAAGCAUUAGUACAUCCCAAUCCUAAUCGCCCUGCUCAUCUGCGCUUGAAGGUGUAUGAGUUUGCAGGGCGGUUGGUGGGCAAGUGUCUCUAUGAGUCCUCUCUAGGAGGAGCCUACAAGCAAUUGGUCCGAGCUCGAUUCACCCGCUCUUUUUUGGCCCAGAUCAUAGGCCUACGUAUGCAUUAUAAGUACUUUGAAACAGAUGACCCAGAAUUCUACAAAUCUAAAGUUUGCUUCAUCCUCAACAAUGACAUGAGUGAGAUGGAGCUGGUCUUUGCAGAAGAGAAAUAUAAUAAAUCAGGUCAAUUGGAUAAGGUGGUAGAGCUCAUGACAGGUGGAGCUCAAACCCCAGUCACUAAUGCGAAUAAAAUCUUCUAUUUAAAUCUACUGGCCCAAUACCGACUGGCCAGUCAAGUGAAAGAGGAGGUGGAACACUUCUUAAAAGGUCUGAAUGAGUUGGUCCCUGAGAACCUUUUGGCCAUUUUUGAUGAAAAUGAGCUUGAACUGCUGAUGUGUGGGACUGGGGACAUCAGUGUGUCUGACUUCAAAGCCCACGCAGUGGUCGUUGGCGGCUCAUGGCAUUUCAGAGAAAAGGUCAUGAGAUGGUUCUGGACUGUGGUUUCCAGUCUGACCCAGGAGGAGUUGGCUCGGCUGCUACAGUUCACAACAGGCUCCUCUCAGCUACCACCCGGAGGUUUCGCUGCCCUCUGUCCCUCAUUCCAGAUUAUUGCUGCUCCGACCCACAGCACGCUCCCGACUGCACACACGUGUUUUAACCAGCUGUGCCUCCCCACGUAUGACUCGUACGAAGAGGUGCACAGGAUGCUGCAGCUGGCCAUCAGUGAGGGCUGCGAGGGCUUUGGCAUGCUCUGACCGCCCUCCUGCCAUCCACCUGGCCCUGUGCUUUCCGGAGCACCUGGGUGCACGUAACAGCGUGAUAACACUGACCCAGACAUCCACGUAACGUACACGGAACCAUCGGCCAGAAGCUGCUGCGUGCUCCCCAGUAGCUGGAGUAUUUGGUCAUCUGUGAGCUGGAUCCUUCCCUUGCUGCUCCCUACACAUCUCUCCCACAGGCCACUUGGGCACGGUGUGUCAUGUGAGCUGCUCACUCAGUCACGAGAGGAGGACCGUGCUGCCGUAACUUCAUUUGGUUCUUAGAAGAUCUCAGUGGCAGGAGCUGCUUCAGUAGCUGAGGAAGAUUACACAAAGGGCUCAGCUUUCUUAGAAGGCUGGCCUCCGCCUUGCUCAGCCUCCUCUGCUGGUGUCCCUGAGAGAUCCCCUCUGCAGCCCUCACUACUUGACCUGAGGUGAUGUGAGUCCCUCUUGUGGGCAUGGUGAUUGCCUCUUCUCACCAGGAGCCGGGAGAAGCACCUCGAGGAAGGGGCCCACAUGAGCCACAUGAGCAGUCUUCAUUUUUGUCCCUCUGCACAAUGGCAGGCUCAGGCCAUGGUACUGGACUACCUCUAAUGGGGACUGAUAGCACAAAAGGAUUUUUUUUGUGUGGUGUCAGAACUGGAAAAGGAGCUUUUUCCCUGAAGGCAUUUCUGGAAACGAUCAUUAAUCCAUAAAGAACUCUCUACGCUUUUUUUUGAGUUUGAGCCAGUGAGAAAAACAGACCCAAGAAUGUGAAAGAUAGCUGGGCUAUAGCUUCCAGUGCCGAAUAUGAUUUUCCCUUAGGGCCUGGGACACGUCUAGGCACAUGGCUGGCUUGAAGACUACUGACGUUUGUCCCUGAGUUUGUUCUUUACACUGAGGUGUGGCUGGGCCUGGCCACUUACCUUCAACUUAUUCAGUCUGCUAAGAGCUUGGGAUUCUUUAGCUUUCUACGGAAGAAAAUUUUGUAGCAAGGGAUUGAGACAGUAAGAAUAGCAUGCUAAUGAUGCCUGGUUCUCUCUUUGCUUGGUUUUCUCUGGCAGCACUGAGGCAAGGGAAAAGGGACCUGUGGCUCAAUCACAGGUCCUUGGGGUCAGGGCACAAGGAACAUACAUAGAAGAGCUGUGUCAAACAACAAACAGCCAGCUGCUCAGUGACUUCACUCUGUCAGUUGCCAGCAGGAGUCCCAGUGGAGGGAGGACGAUCUAGUAGGUUCGGUUACACGAUGACUGAAGAGAACCUGCAGCUGUCUCUUGGAAGAUCACACCAUCCUUUCUCAUUACAGUUUGAAUACACACAUCUUCAAGACUCAAACUCUCAUCAACUCUCCAAAUUUCUGUGUUUAAGAAGGCUUUGCUGCAAGCUACCCUUCUCAACGGGGCAUUCAACUCUGAGAAUAUUACAAGCCAUCCUUACUGCCAAAACCAGCAAGUACAGAGGCCAGAGAUGAGGCAGGACUUAUGGCAAUGCCCUGGCCUCGCGGAAGCAUGUCUGAGCCCUCCCGUUCCCAGGGAUCACAAGGAACAAGCCCUCCCGAGCUGCUCCCGCUGCUGCCUGACCUCACUCCUUCGCAGUCGUCAUUUGUCCUUGGCAUGGGUGCCAACCUCACUCAUUCUUGGGGUCUGGGAUCCAGCGUCAGGGCCUCGACACCCACAGGGUCCUCCAUGCCACACGGUCACUGCUCUCCUCAGGGACCAGGACAAGGUGCUGCUGCUCGCCCCAGUGUCUUCCCAUGGGACACAUGCAGGCGAGUUUCGUCAUCACCCUGGACAAGGCGACGUUGCCCCUCGGGCCUGGAGGGGGGCUUCCAGCUGGGGGUACGUGGGCUGGUUCUGCUGUCCUUGGCAGUUGAUCCUCUUCUGGACUCUGCAUUCUCCCCUCCGUGGCCCUCCAGAGACUGCUGCUGGAGCUCGAUUUGAUUUUCUUGGCUAGAUCUGUCAUUUUAAGCUCCAGUCAUAGCACUUUUCAGAGCAUCCUGGGUGCCACCGCGGCUGACUGCGGCCGCUUGCGUGCCUGUGGUGGGCCUCGGCCCCAGGGUCUUUGUGUAACAAAACCCUUUGAUACUGUUGUGGUUUUCUACUCUUCAGGGUACUCCCUCUCCCAAGUCUGUUCAGAAGUAUCUUUGCUCUGUUUGGCCUUUUCCUUUUCUCUUUUUUCUAAUCUUGCUCUGGUACUAGUCAAUAUGGGAGAAAAAGGUACAUGUCAGAGAGAAGGGGGAAUAUGUGUUACUUCUCGGGCAAUUUUUACUUUCGUGUUUCUUCUUUUGGCCAGUUCUUUUGUUGAUGCCCUUGUGGCCCAGGUACUUGGGGGAGGCGGGCUGAACGACUGGCCUUUUAGUGUCUUUGAGGGAAGUCAAGCAGCAAGUGAACACCAGGGAGAGCAUCAGCAUGUUUUCUAGAGACCAAGCCCUGCUGCAGGUCCGUCAGGCCAGGCAAAGGGGCCAGGCAGCUGUAGUGAGACUGUAAAUAUUUUGUACAGGAAAUAAAUACCAAAAAGGGUUAUGUAGCGAGUGACUCUUCUUUAAGUGGCGACUCAGGGCUCAGACUGGAGGUGGGGAAGGAAAGGAAAGAUUUGGAAAUGUUUUUGCAUUUUCCCAGUAAUUCUUUCAGAAGCUCCCAGCGCCAGGUAGAACGUGCGCACAGAGCCCUGGCCUGUCCCAGCUCUUCUCGCGCCUCCGUCCUUCCCUGACCGCCGUCCCUGAUGCCGGGCAGGGCCAUGGUGCCUGACAGGUGCUUGUGCCCACCUCCUGAACAAGAAACCAGUUUGGCAAGAGCAGAGGGUGUCUGUUUUCAUCAGUCUUUUAAACAUGAAUUUGUCGUUUUACUGUGUAAGAAA